This is a messenger RNA of Sabethes cyaneus, 4492 nucleotides long. Its product is annotated as long-chain-fatty-acid--CoA ligase 5. The coding region runs from base 810 to 2939 and encodes 709 amino acids. Lineage: Eukaryota; Metazoa; Arthropoda; Insecta; Diptera; Culicidae. The transcript is spliced from 9 exons. Gene Ontology annotation, biological process: long-chain fatty acid metabolic process. Gene Ontology annotation, molecular function: long-chain fatty acid-CoA ligase activity. Gene Ontology annotation, cellular component: endoplasmic reticulum; membrane. The record is from RefSeq and is a predicted model, not a curated record.
GAGCGGGAGCAGUGUUUGGAUGCCAAUUUUUGGCCAACAUUAUGUUCUAUGUAUGCUUGCAGAACAUCGACACUGAACUCUGUCUGACAGCGGUGUGUGAUUGUCUGUUUCGCUGCUAGCAAACUGUUAUACUCCCUGCUAGAGCCGUGCGUACGAUAGCCAAACCUCGUGACGGCGAUUUUCAAGUCUCAUUAACGCGUGAUAAACGUCGAAAAUCAUAUCAGAAUGAUCUCCGAACUAGUGCUGCUGCUGUGAAGAACGUGGUGUUCAAGUUCGAUUGUGAUUUGAUUUGCAAAGUGCGAAGAAAAACUUGAUUUUAUGUAAGACGAACGAUUAUUGAUUUUCUCAAGGUGCCGUGCGGGUAGUCGAAAUUGGGGCUGAUUUCGUCGCAUGAUAAAACAAAUCGCCGAGUUUGACCGAUAACAAGUUAAUGAUAGUUGGGUGAAAGCUAUAAUGUGCUACCGGAAUCGAGCAGAACUGCCGCUAUAACUGGACUCGCAGGUGCCUGACUCUCCAGAGAUUAAAUAGCUGUUACUCGCACAGUGCAAAGUAGGAUUAAAUUUAAGUCAUAAUCAAUCGAGGAAAAAAGUGCAAUAAAUGCGAUAACAAACAGGGCGGCCCAUUGCCAUUUUUUUGCCGCUUGUGACCCGCUGGUAUUCCGACAGUGAUAAGUCAGUUCGCUGAUGCCAGUCUGUGUACGGGUGCUUCGAGUGGUUGUUGGUACAAUAAAGAACGAACCGAAGCGUUCGAGGUCCUCGCCAGAAGCGUUACGCUACCACGCUCCUUCAGUGUUCCAGUGCAUGCGGUGAAUGAGCAUCGUUUCGGAUUUUCUCCGGUGGAUCAAAUCAAUGCAGCAGCACAUCAUGAACAAUUCGACCGGUUUGAUUGACGAGCUCGACGAAUGCCUCCGGUACGUCGGUGGCCCCGGGGGCGCACUGGCGCUAACCGGAGUGGCUGCUGCGACCGCCUAUUACUACGCUACCAGACCAGUACCCGAAAAACCACUAGUGCCUCUAGACAAUCAGUGCCCGAUCGAGGAUGGCCCCGAGCAGGUUCACGUGUCCAAGUUCUACAAGGAAGCCAAGGACGGAAAAUUCAUCAGCUGCCUGUCCGACGAUGCACGGACACUGUACCAGACCUUCCGGAAAGGUGUCAUUGAGUCGAAUAAUGGCCCGUGCUUGGGAUGGCGCAAAAAUUUAAGCUCACCGUAUGAGUGGAUGACUUUCAACGAAGCGCUGCUACGGGCGAAAAAUUUCGGCUCCGGUAUGAUUGCCCUCGGGCUGCGUCCUGGUCCGAGCACUUUCGUCGGAAUCUAUUCGCAGAAUCGACCGGAAUGGAUUCUCUUCGAGCAAGGUUGCUACUGCUACUCAAUGGUUAUUGUUCCUCUGUAUGACACACUCGGACCGGAUGCUUGUGCGUUCAUUAUAAAUCAGGCUGAAAUUACUGUUGUGGUAGUGGAAGACGACAAAAAAGUCAAUUCGCUCUUGGAAAAAGCACCUAAGGCUCUUCGUAAGUUUAUAACCAUUAAGGAAGUUCGACCAGCAACAUUGCAGCGUGCAAAAAAUCAAGGAAUUGAGAUCUACACAUUCGAUGAGGUGGAAAAGCUGGGAGCGUCUAAAGGUUAUCCAGAAGUGGAGCCAAAACCUUCCGAUUUGUGUACCGUGUGCUACACGUCCGGUACGACCGGUAAUCCGAAAGGUGUAAUGUUAUCUCACAUGAAUGUUGUUUCCGGUGUUGCUGGGGUUAUGCUACAAUUGGGUCCACAUAAGCCCCGCGUAGGCGAUGUAAUGAUCUCGUUCCUGCCGCUGGCACACAUGUUAGAACGGUGUUGCGAGAAUGGGGUCUACUACCUUGGCGGUGCAGUCGGUUUUUAUUCUGGUGACAUAAAAGAGCUGACUAACGAUAUGAAGGCACUUAAACCAACAUUGAUGCCGGCCGUUCCUAGGCUUCUAAAUCGGGUGUACGAUAAAAUAUACUCGGAAGUUGCCGGAUCAUCUGUCAAGAAGCUACUGCUACGGAUGGCACUGAAUGCGAAAGAGUCCGAAAUCAAACGAGGCAUUAUACGAAAGACUAGCCUGUGGGACAAAAUCGUUUUCCGGAAGAUACAGGAGGGAUUCGGUGGCCGACUGAGACUGAUGGUUGUAGGAUCGGCUCCCCUUUCGGCAACGGUGCUUACCUUCUGCCGGGCGGCAUUGGGCUGUUUGAUUUGCGAGGGUUAUGGACAAACCGAGUGCACGGCGCCGAUGACGCUGACCGUACAGGGUGACUUUGUUCCUGGCCACGUUGGACCACCGGUGGCCUGUAAUGCAAUCAAACUGGUCGACGUUCCCGAGAUGGAGUACUACGCGUCUCAGCAGCAGGGCGAGAUCUGCGCGAAGGGAUCCAACGUUUUCAUUGGGUACUACAAAGACCCGGCUCGAACUGCCGAAACAAUCGACGAGGACGGUUGGCACCAUACCGGCGACAUCGGACAGUGGCAACCGAACGGGACGCUGAAGGUGAUCGAUCGCAAGAAGCACAUCUUCAAGCUGAGCCAGGGCGAGUACAUCGUACCGGAGAAAAUCGAAAACGCGUACAUUCGCAGCCAGUAUGUGGAGCAGGUGUUUGUGCAUGGUGAAAGUCUGAAGAGUUGUGUCGUUGCGGUCGUCGUACCCGAUGUCGAGGUCAUUAAAAGCUGGGCCAUGGAGAACAACAUUCCGGGAACGCUAAGUGUGCUGUGCAAUAAUCCGGAUGUCAAACAGCUCAUCAUGAGCGACAUGAUUGCCUGGGGAAAGCAGUUUGGACUUAAAUCAUUCGAACAGGUCAAAGACAUUUAUCUGCAUCCGGAUCCGUUCUCGGUACAGAAUGGGCUACUAACGCCAACUUUCAAGAGCCGACGGCCUCAGAUCAAGAAUUAUUUCGCGCCACAACUGGACGACAUGUACAAACAUCUGGACUGAAUCCGUUCGCUAUAAAAAAAAUGUGCUUUUGAGUGCGAAUGUGAAUGUGUGCAUGUUGUGUGUUAUCAUCGACAGUGGCCGUGUGCAGUGCAGAGAUCAUACAUUAAGUAAGAUCAAUUAUAAUUAGCUAAAUCCUCAAUACCAAUGAAAAAUAUCCUGAAUACCAUAAAUAUUAAACAGUUCAAUGGGUUCAUCAGCCCGCUAGUACUUUGUAGAUACCAAUUGAAAUUAGAAUACAUUUUUAACUGAUAGAAUCAAAAGUAUCAAAAAAAAACUGAAAGAAGGGAUUCGUCACCAAGCGCUUCGCUGACAAUUCUCCGACGAAUAGUCCGUUUAGGACCGUAAAAAACCAGUGCUGCAGAAUCGCCUCACGAAAACAGUAAUGUCGAGUUUACCCUGACAUCAACUGGCAAAACUUUUACUACUCAUUCUCGUUUCCUAUCAGCCGCAGAGCGGCUGACAGGUAGGAUUUACUAUACUUUUAAUACAUCACGUUUCUAGCGUCGCCCGUCGGAAGCGAUACCAAAAGCUACUUAGUUGUUACUUAAUAAAUUACGAUAAAAUCAAACAAGGACAAAAAUGUUACUUAAAAUAAGAAGUCAAUGGUUUACUACUAGUAGGAACUGAUUUUCUGAAACUAAAGAUUGAAGCGUUAAGUCAAUUUCGCAUUCUUAUGAUGGUGAAUCCCUUGAAGCUGCUUUCCGGUGCGUGUGGCUACUGGAAAGCAUCUUCACGCGAACGCAAAUAAUAUCUACCGUGUUAAAAGUGAGUGAGUGUAUAGCAAGUUUAGCAACAGUUGGAAGUAGCGUUCUAUAAUCUUUUUAGUUUCUUUAGCUUUGAACUUCGAACAAGUUGUAUUUUUUUAAAGAUAGCAAUCAUACAAAAAAUCAUAUUAAGCGCUAGUCAAGUUUUACUUCAAAAGCUGCGUUUCCUUCGAAUUGAUUCCUUCGUGAUAGUGUAGUUCUUUUUAUCGAUAGGUAUGGUGACAAUAUUCAACUAUCAUUAAAUUUACAUUAACGUUUAUGGAGGGUGAACAUAUUCGAAAACUCACUAGGAAAUUCGUGAUUAUAAGGAGAAAAAAAACAAAAAGAAAAUCAACAAAAAUAUUUUCGUUUAUGCAACUACAACGUCCAAAGCCGCAAUAAAUAUCAGAUUUUGUUUAGUGAGCAAGGUGCUAGCAAGGAUAGAAAACCGCUGAUAUAGGCCAUUUAAAUUAAUGGAUAAAUAAGGAAAAAUACAUUAUGAUUUUACGAAACAAACGAUAAACCAGAUCACACACACACCCAUACUAACUACACUAAGAAUUAGUGACAGAUGUAAGAAAGAAAAAAAACUCGAAAUUAGACAAGUGUGUAACUUGAAGAAAACAAAAGCUAUGGAACUACCUAGCGAUAUUAGUGAACCGAUAGCGAAGCAAAAGAAAUCGUUACGAAACACAAAUUAAACUGAAUACAGCAAAAAAAAAUCUUUUACUGGACGCCUACUUAAUCUCUAGAGUAAAUGCAAUAUGUAGUUAGUUGAAACAUCACUGAUAAACCAUUAAAAUCAGCAAC